UCGCUCCGCUUUGCUGCUCCGCUCCGUUUGGACGGCUGAUGCGAUGCCCGGUCUGGAGCGCCUCCAGGGAUCGCCUGCCUCCCCGUAGAAUGUGAAUGAAGCGGCGCAGCACGACUGACGAGCAGGCUCGGGAAGACCAGCGCAGGCCUCGUGCGCCCCUCUCCUUCUCUCGCGCUCUCUCUCUCUCUCUCCUCGUCGGUUCUUCGGCGCGCGGCUCCUUCGGCUCUCCUCGGUCCUCCUUCUUCUCCUCCUCCUCCUCCUCCCUCCUCCCUCCUUCCUUCCAUCCUCGGCGCCGGCCUGCUCUCCCCUCCCCUUCCCGUCAGGUUGCUUUGAUUCUCCCGUUCAUCACGAGCUGCUGCAAGGACCACUAGACCUCCAUGUAUGACAAUUUGUACCUGCAUGGAUUCGAAGACUCGGAGGCGGGUUCAGCAGAUUCCUACACCAGCAGGCCGUCUGACUCGGAUGUCUCCCUGGAGGAGGACAGGGAGGGAGGCCGGCAGGAGAGAGAACAACAGGCCGCCCUGCAGCUCGAGCGGGCCAAGUCCAAAGCUGUAGCCUUUGCAGUGAAGACCAACGUCAGCUACUGCGGAGCCCUAGACGAGGAUGUGCCAGUAGCUGGCACGGCCAUUUCCUUUGACGCCAAGGACUUUCUACACAUUAAAGAGAAAUACAACAAUGACUGGUGGAUUGGGCGGCUAGUCAAGGAGGGCUGCGAGAUCGGCUUCAUCCCAAGCCCACUGAAGCUCGAGAACAUCCGAAUUCAGCAGGAACAAAAAAGAGGACGAUUCCAUGGAAAAUCCAGCGGGAAUUCCUCCUCCAGCCUUGGUGAAAUGGUGUCCGGCACCUUCAGAGCGACGCCGCCCUCGGCAGCAAAGCAGAAGCAGAAGGUGACAGAGCACAUUCCUCCCUAUGAUGUCGUCCCUUCCAUGCGGCCUGUGGUUUUGGUUGGCCCUUCUUUAAAGGGGUAUGAGGUCACAGACAUGAUGCAGAAAGCUCUCUUUGACUUCCUGAAGCACCGAUUUGACGGAAGGAUCUCCAUCACCAGAGUGACUGCAGACAUCUCUCUCGCCAAGAGGUCAGUCCUGAACAACCCCAGCAAGAGGGCCAUCAUUGAGCGCUCCAACACCCGCUCUAGUUUAGCUGAGGUGCAGAGUGAAAUUGAAAGAAUCUUUGAGCUGGCCCGAUCUCUGCAGUUAGUAGUUUUGGAUGCAGACACAAUCAACCAUCCAACACAGCUGAUAAAGACAUCUUUAGCACCAAUUAUUGUACAUGUGAAAGUGUCUUCUCCAAAGGUUUUGCAGCGGUUAAUAAAAUCCAGGGGGAAAUCCCAAAGUAAGCAUCUGAAUGUCCAGCUGGUAGCUGCAGACAAGCUUGCACAGUGUCCACCGGAAAUGUUUGACAUCAUUUUAGAUGAGAACCAGUUGGAGGAUGCCUGUGAACAUUUGGCCGAGUACUUGGAAGCCUACUGGCGGGCCACACAUGCACCUAAUAGCACUCCAAUGAAUCCCCUACUAGGCCGUAAUCUUGGCUCUACUGCACUUUCGCCGUACCCCACGGCUAUAUCGGGCUUACAGGGCCAAAGAAUGAGGCACAGUAACCACUCAGCAGAGCACUCUCCUAUUGAACGCAGGAGCCUGAUGACUUCUGAUGAGAACUACCACAGUGAAAGAGCACGCAAGAGCAGGAAUCGGCUGUCUUCUGGAUCCCAGCACAGCCGAGACCACUACCCACUGGUGGAAGAAGAAUACUCCGACUCCUAUCAGGACACGUAUAAACCACAUCGCAACCGUGGCUCUCCAGGCAGCUACAGUCAUGACUCGAGGCACAGGCUUUGAGUUUACUGGGAACCCGCUAGGCCUCUCCUCUCCUCUCACAGCCCAGUUCUGAAGAGCUAAGACACUCCGGUUCAGUCUCAUGAGUUUUCCACACGUGAUACCUCAUUUCCCUUUGGCACUGGUUCUCUGAUCUUGUCUAGAUUGGUGUGUAAACGGUGCAGUACACUUUGGAUGCUGACUUUUAACAUUGUCUGUUCUAGCGUGAGAGGAUGUAGGCUAACUUCUUCAAUGCUGAGCGUGUGUCAGCAAAUAUAGACACAGGGAAUUUGUUUUUUUUUAUUUUUUUGGCCAAGUUUCUGUAUGUUUUCAAUUUUUUUUUUUGAGAUACAGUAUCACUGCAUCGUAAAUUGCUUUCAUUUUUGGUUUUAUUUUUGCAGCUCCGGUGGAAUGUGACCAGAAUUCUUAAAUAAGAACAAAUUCUGAACCAGUGCCAGUGAAAAAAAUUGGAUAAAUGUUUGUGCAAAGUUUGAUUACCACGUUUUUCUGGGUGUGAUGGGAAUAUGGGGUAUGGCAUAUUUGUGACAAUGUUCGUUUUUUUCUUAAUUUUUGUAGCACUGUACGCAGUCCAUAAAUGGAAAGAAACAACAUUUUCCCCGAUAUCUGCAGCAGAACAGAGCUGGUCGUGAGUGCACCAUUCUCCCUCAUUUCAUUUGCUCUUGCACCAAUUUGUGCCAUCUGGCUCAUCACCAUGGCAGUGGCUUGUAAAAAGAUCCGCUAAUUCUGUGGAACACGGUGUGGGGGAAUCCUUGGUGAUCCAAACAAGCGGUUACUGUCUGGUACUCUGGGACGAUGUCUGGCAUUCAGCAUGUUGUGCAGUCUUGUCACAAAGGAGAGGAGGAAAGUGAAUGGCUGCAAGCAGCAGUGCCAUUUACUGUUCAUUCUCUAGUGAUUACGGUGUGCUACUGCUGCCAUCAUGUUGAUGUUGACCACCUGACGAGUGUAAAGUGCAGGCUAUUCCUGGAGAUUUGACGCUCUUUUUAUGGUUCACCUUGCAUCUCAGACUUAAAUAUUCAGAUUCACUUUAAUGAGGCUAAACAGUGCAGGAGAGUGGCCUGCCCUCAGACAGAAGAUGAAGCCACGGGGGGCUUGUGUGAUGCCCUGAGUGCCUGAGUGUGAAUUUGGGUGGCAUGGUGUCUUGUUCAGGAUGUGGUUGAUUACUGCCAGCAUUGCUCCUUGCACCCUGGGUGAGUAGCAGGCAUGUCCGAUAUGGACGAGUGUAGAAGAGCCAGGUGGGCUCCUCGAGUGUCACCCGUGCUUACUUUCACACUUUGAGUUGCUCGACAUCACUGCAUACGUGCAACACUGGGUGCCUUAAUGUAGUAAUCUGGUAUAGGCUGCGGCCUCCAUAUCUUGACAUCAGUUGUUUCUAUUUCUCCUGUAAUGUAGGGGGUGAACAGCACUGAUGAGUUAGCCACUUGGCACACUCACACAUGGCACCAACAAGUAAAGGAGACCCACACAAUAUAUCCAAGCUGGUAAUGUAGUGUUAAAAAUGUCACAAAUUCUGCAGAGCUACCGAAGACCUGAAGAAAAGCAUUUUUUGUGCUGCCCUGCUGUACAGAGAGGGUGUGGAGUUAGAAUGCGCUUUUUGACCACAAUUGUGGAGAAGGAAUUUAGCUGAUGCAUUUGGCAUAAAAGGUAACUUCUGGCAAAUUGAACUGACUGUGCUCAUGUUACCCACUAGAGGGCACUUGUUUUAACUCUGCAGUUUGUUUUUAUUUUCUCGCCAUCUUUUAUUUUAGUGCCUCUUUAUCAAAGCCUCGUUGAAAAGUCUUCCAUGUCGAGCGUGCAACAAGACAUCAGCUGGCCCGGUCUUAGUCGGUCGCUUUUCCAGCCAGACUGCAGUAACUGUGAUACGCAUACAAGCAAUUUGGAUCAUUUGGAACGUUCAGCUCACUUUAGAGAUGUCAAGAAUACCUGCAUAGACGCUACUCUCAGGCGCUACUAUCUGAUUAUCUGAGGGCAGGGAAAAGCAGAGGAAAUUGACGAAUGUUUGCAGGAAAACUGGCCUUGCCAACAGCCGUCUCAUCAUGGAAAUAGCCUUAGAUGUGUUAAAGCGCCUUAGAUGUGUUCUGGCCUACUUUGCCAUUAAGGAAUUUGUUUUCAUGGUAACACAACUUCACUUUUCCAUGUAAAAGAUGGAGAAAGAAGGACUCAUUUACACAAUAUAACCUUUUGAAGUCUCAGAUUUGUUAUCCUCAUCGCUGUCUUUUGAGUCCUUCACCCCGUAGACCUCCCAGACAUUCAGGUGGGUCAGAAGGCCCACAAAACUCAUCAGGGCUUUCGCAGGCUAUUUGUUAUGGAAGACAAGCCGACUGUAAGCGCUCGUGGUCAACCCACUGAAUCAUUCCGUAGCCUGACUCGUGGUGGGCUUUGUUUGACUCUUUAAACCCUUGUGUUGUGGGGGGGGAAAAAAAAAGUUGUUGACUUAGUGGUCCGGUGUGGUAGCCCGUGGCAUUACUGAGUGUGAACGUUGGGCAACUCCUUGUCAAUCAUAGAAACAGAUUGCACUUUACAAUUUUUGUCGUUUAUGCAUUAAAUGAAAUUGAACAGUCCGCUUUCCUUUAGUUGUUCAUUUUGCUGACAAUCGGUAUGUUGCCCUUUUUGUUACUUAAGAUAUUAAAGUGUGUGUGUGUGUCCCCGCAUGUUCAAAUGAUCCAGCUUUGUGGAUACGGAUGUGGCUGUGCAGGGUUUACACAGUUGUUCUUUAAUUAGUGGAUUGUUGUCCCCCCACCAUGGACGUGAUGGCCAGGAAGACGGUGGUGUGAAAGAGGAUGGAUGAGUGAAGGCUGAGUGUGUUAAUCUAAACAGAAGAGCAUAUUGAUAUCGUAAAGUUGAUCAAAUCUAAUAGAUAAACAGACACACACAUAUAUAUAUAUAUAUACACACAUGUAAAAAGAUUUCAAAUAAUGAACUGGACUAAAAAUACUCUUCCUAUUCUCGCUGUUCACUUCACUGCAUUACUCCUUCCUCUUUUUGCUGUGUGCAUGGUGUGUGUGCCAUGCAUGGCGUCUGCGAGUAGCAUUGACGGACGGUUUACAGGAGAGUCUGACUUUGUGGUGUCAUCAAGUCCAAGCCAUCAGAACACAGGGAGAGCAUAAGUUGCUAAUCCUGGAUUUGCCUUUAAAGCCACAAGGCUGUUGGCACUCCUGGCACAGCUUGUGGUUGGACUGUGUGUGGCGCAGGUGUAAUAUACGGUUUUGUGUAACUUCUUUUGAGUCGGCUUUCUCAACACGGUACUGCCGUGCUGCCAAUGACGUAUCGAUCUGAUGAUGCCUUACAUCGACGAUGAUAUGUGCUUACUGCCAUACUUUGGUUGCCUGAUUUGUACUUUUCUCCACAGACGUGUUGCUUUAUUGUGAGGCUGCUGUAAGCGCUCCCGCUCACCCCCAAAGUCCAUUCAGAACUCCCAAGACUCCUAACUCGUAAAGGGACGACUAAAAUAGCAAGCACAUUGGAAAACUAGGAUUGCACAUUUGUGUUAGCACAAAGUUAGAUUAGACGUUGCCAUGCCCUCGUCCUGUCGGCGCACUCUUAACUGGUUUAACAGACUGCGUAGUAGAAGUCAAGCGCCAUCUUUUCAGGUUAGUACCUCAGUGUUAGCUUUUCAGAUAUGACGUUACUCCCGCAUGAUGUUUAAGAUACUCGCACCGACUGUGUAGUCGCUUUCAUAUCUCGACACCUUUCUGAAUCCCGAAUUGUGAAAUGCGCUUGAGGGGCCGCGUAGGGUCUCUGUAAGGACCCGCCCCACUCCUACGUGUGAGAGCUGUUGUAUUCACGUUGUGAGCAUUUAUUUUUCUAGAUGGAUAUUAUUGUUAUUAUGAAUCUGUUGACUAUUAAUCUUCAUCAACCAAUUGAAGUGGUUGUUUACCUUUAAGUUGUCAUUAACCGUGUGUUAAUGCUGUAUAUGAGAUUUACACUACUUUGAGUAGUUGACUAUUGCCAGUGUAGAAUUCUUUAUCUGGUGCUACGUUAUUAUUCCAACAUGCCUAGCUAUGGUUGACAUAAAGAUGAGAUUAAAAAUAAAUCUAUUUAACUUUUAAAGUUUGAGAUUUUAUUUUUGCUUAUUUAUCGUGUAAUAUUUAUGAACUUGCAGAUAUUCACUUUAGAGCCUCCAAGCACCUGGUAACUGGAAUUCGUUCUGCUGGCCGUGCUUGCCGUAUCAGUCAGCAUUUGCUUCUGAUUAAAAACACAUUUAUGAUCAGAAGUGGUUCUCCCUAAGCCCCCUCGUUGUCCUUGGUGACCUGGGUAGGCCGGAUACGUACAACAUGUCCGAGAACGCCGCAGGGCCUCGCAGAGAGUUAAGAAAAACCAUCUUUGGUGGAGUACAAGAAGCACCAGGACACGGUGGCAGAGUGGCAAAGUGAACAAAAACCGUUUGUGAAAAAGGGGAACCGAGACGAGUAGAGCUGCCGCCGGCGUGUGUGUUGCUGCAGUGGGCUUCCUGUGCAAGUGCAGUGAUGGUGUAUUGGUGGUCUGCAAUUCCCCACCCAGAAACUGAAUCCGGGACACCUAGUGGAUACAAAGGGGAAGUGCUUCACACCACCGCCCACAAACAAACCGAGUCGUGAAGUGGAGUCGGAGGUCCUGCUGGCGUUCAGAACCUGCCAGAAGAGCUCUUGGGACAGGUGAGCUGAUCUGUCGGCCCUUCUGGCCCCCGUCCUGCUCCCGUUACCUCAGUUGCAAAGCACGUACACCGUAGCUGUAAAUCAUUAGGCGUGCGGCUCCGUUUGGUUCAAGCCGGUCCUCGAUUCUGGACAUCACUCGUUCCUUCCAGCUGAGCACGUGUGUGUGACAUGUGGCUUUGGCUCUUCAUAGUCCAUAAUGAAGGUCAUUUGUUUGACCACUCAUGGCCUGACUGGCGCCGUAGUUCAGUUUUGUAUUUCUUGAUUUUCAGUGAGUAGCCCUUUGAAAUGUGGCUGGCGAGUGUUGUGGGUGCGGACUUAUGGGACGUGAGACUCCACAACGAGGUGGAAGUGCUCUGUCAUUGUCAUUUGGAUUGUCAUGCCACUUGAACAUGAAGGUACAAAAGCUUGGUGGCUCAGCCUUGUUGGGGACCUACAGUUGGUCUGUCAUCACUGGAGUGCAUUUGGUCCUCCGGGAAUCCUCCAGUGCUUUGGGUGAAAACCGUUGAUCCAUCUUCUGAACCAGAGCAGAGCUGUGGUGAAGCUGCAGCUGAUCGCAGUCCAUCACGAGGUUAACACACACACAGACACACACAUACAUCGACCUGCAUGUCUUUGGACUGUGGUCAGGACACCCUGGACACAAACCGUGGUCACCUGCCACUGCACCACCGCCCGAACUCAAACUACUGCCGUAGACUUCACAGCGCACGCUGGAGACGCGAGGCCACGUGGCCCCUGAGGAUGUGACGUCCCUCGGCUUCCUCCUUGGAAUUGUGCGGACCCUGCUGACAUUCGGGAAGGAGAGGUCUUGCUUUAGUGCCACCCGUGUAGCUUUGCUUUGUCACUUUGUCUUUUUUUUUUUUUUUUUUUUUAAUAACUUUAUAGCUGCUUUAUUGCAGUUGACUUUAUUUUGUCAUUUGUGUUGAAUUAAUUUAUUUUUAACGAGGGCAUAUUUGGUGGAUAUUGCAUGUGUUGUCAUGGUAAUGUAAUCUUUUUUCGUUUUAGUUUCUUUUCCAACCAGUGACACUGGGACUUUUUAAAUGCAUUUUUUAAAAAGAGAUCAAAUUUAAAGAGAUAACAGUAUGUAUAUUUCAGUCUAAUAAUGGGGACCCCCUUCAUUUUCGUGGACGUUAGGAUGACAUAGAGUUAUUUUUGCUGUCACUAAAGAUGUUAUUUUUUUUAUGGAUGCUUCUCCCAGCCAGGAGUGAGCGAAAUUACAGGUGAACUCAACCAUUCUCUCGUUUUCCCUUUUCCGGUAUGAACCAGUUUUGUGCGUCACAGUUUGCACCAAUCGGCUGAGGGCCGAUGACUCCGCCUUCAAAGCGAGUUUUUCGUUUCUCCUUUUCAAGUCCGAGCCCCAACGUUAUCUGCUCCUUAAAUGACACAAACUGACAAAAUCUGUGCAGAACGCGACAAAAGGCAUGCUGGGUAAAAUCCAAUCAUUUACUAUGCAAAUGUGUAAAGUGCUGCAUGCUGAUGCUUUAACUCUCCACAUACUGUUUAGCGGCUUAUCCGAGUUCAACUGAAAUUGUGCUGUUAUUUUUGUGGAAGAAGACAUUUAAAAAAGGGAAAUGCAAAUUGCAUGCAUGAUACAACACUUUGGUUUAUGAAA
Messenger RNA from Polypterus senegalus (gray bichir), 8075 nucleotides. It is a transcript of the gene cacnb4a, whose product is annotated as calcium channel, voltage-dependent, beta 4a subunit. The coding region runs from base 378 to 1835 and encodes 485 amino acids. Gene Ontology annotation, molecular function: protein binding; high voltage-gated calcium channel activity. The record is from RefSeq and is a predicted model, not a curated record. Gene Ontology annotation, biological process: chemical synaptic transmission; regulation of voltage-gated calcium channel activity; neuromuscular junction development. The transcript is spliced from 13 exons. Lineage: Eukaryota; Metazoa; Chordata; Cladistia; Polypteriformes; Polypteridae. Gene Ontology annotation, cellular component: voltage-gated calcium channel complex.